AUGAGAGAAGCCAUCAAUUUUAUUGCUGAAGCUUGGGAGGAUAUUAGUGACACUACUAUAAAGAACUGCUGGAGAACUACUAGAAUUAUGCCUGAAAUAGAUGAAUUAGAAAUGAGUGAACAAGAAGAAAGUGAGUCAGAAAAUGAGAUUGACGAUACUGCGGCAUUAAUUAAUGAUUUUUCUAAUCCAGAGGCUCAACAAUUAGUACAUAAUAUUGAAGAAUAUGCCUACAUAAUUGAUCAACCAGCUAGAACGGAGGAUGUAUUAACAGACAAUAUUAUUAUCAAAAUGGCUAUUAAUGAAUUUCGCGAUGAUGAUAAAACUGAUGAUGAUGAGGGAUCACCACCACCUCCAAUAACUGUUACAGAGGCUGUUGAAGCAUUGGAAAAAGUUAUAAGCUACCAAGAAAGUCUUGAAGUUGGAAAGGGAUUUGAUGAGAAUGGAUUAAAAAUGUUGCGAAAAAGGCUUAAAGAAUGGCAUUAUGAAAGGGAAAAAAAUAAAAAACAAUCUUCACUUAUAUCUUUUUUUAGUUGUAUUAAUGAACCUGAUAUCAGCAUCACACUCUAG
Dentiscutata erythropus is the source of this 567-nucleotide messenger RNA. NCBI's taxonomy places the organism in Eukaryota, Fungi, Glomeromycota, Glomeromycetes, Diversisporales, Gigasporaceae. The record is from the annotation of a GenBank genome assembly.